GGGGAUAUGGGGAGAAGGCAGGAACGGGGCACUGAUUGGGCAGGAUGCCAUGAUCACAUUGAAUGGCGGUGCUGGCUCGAAGGGCCAAAUGGCCUACUCCUGCACCUAUUGUCUAUUGUCUAUUGAAAUAUGCCAUUAAGCUGGAAAGGACACAGAGAAGAUUUACAAAGAUGUUGCCAGGACUCAAGGACCUGAGCUAUAAGGAGGUUAUAGUUAUUGGGGAAAACCUCUUCACCCAGAGAGUUGUGAAUCUGUGGAAUUCUCUGCCACAGAAGGCAGUGGAGGCUAAUUCACUGGAUGUUUUCAAGAGAGAGUUAGAUUUAGCUCUUAGGGCUAACGGAAUCAAGGGAUAUGGAGAAAAAGCAGGAAUGGGGUACUGAUUUUAGAUGAUCAGCCAUGAUCAUAUUGAUUGGCGUUGCUGGAUCAAAGGGCCGAAUGGCCUACUCCUGCACCUAUUUUUCCAUGGUUCUAUGAGAGGUUGGGCAGCCUAGGACUUUAUUCCCCACGACUUUACAACUCUAUGUAUUUUGAGCCUCUUAUAUUGCUGAGCUUUGCACUAUCAUGUGCAUCCUUUUCUAUUUUUACAUCAAGGUUAUAGUUGUUAUUUUCCAUGGAGUCAGAUGAAGUCGUUACGUGGAGGUGGCCAAGAUGGCGGAUGAGAAAAAUGCGGUGGAUGUGGUGUACAUGGACAUCAAGAAGAGCCAUUGACAAGGAAGCCCAACGGAGAGGGUCUCCGCACCAAGCCUAUGAGUUCCAGUUUUGGAGCAGCUUAUGGGUGGAUGAUGUGCAUUUUCACCGCGGUUAUGACCCACAGCAUCAUGUGCCCCAUCAUUGCUCAAUUUGAUUGACUGAGAGGUACAACAAUGGAAACAGGCCUUUCGUCCCAGAGGAGGAUGUUAAGGCAGGCACUAGGAUGUGAAGCUGGAGUCCAGAAACAAGUGCCACCGUCUGAGACCAAGGCAUCGGCAAUUUAGUGAUGGAGGUGAUUAAGGUAGAUCAGUUUAUUAAGGUGGAUCAGUGAAAUUCAUUGUUGACAUGAAUACAUCAUAUAGUAAUGAUAAACAACCGUGCAGGGGAUGGAGGGACAUGGGUUAUAUGCAGGUCAUCAUCGCCGGUCACUAGAAACAAGUAUGACGGUCCUCACCGCCCCAUAGGGUGGUCUACUUGUGGGUCUGCAGAUGUCUGUAGAGACCGAUCCGCGAUCCACACACCUGGGUGCAACGCGGGCAGUGGAGACUGGUGGUGGUUGGUAGUUGUCGAGCCCCCUUUCUCUCUCUCUCCUUACGAUGCUGUCACUUUGUCUCUGCGACACGGCGUAUUUCCGUUUCAUGACGUGCAGCUCCUUCCUGCACGGAUUUCCUCCAGGAGCGCCUGUCCAGUGUUAGAAAUAUUUUCCCGUGAAAUCAUGACAUUAAAACCUCAAGAACCUACACACCUAUUGAAGUUCCCCUUUAAAAUCGCAACAGAAAAAUUUAAAUAUUUGGGUAUUCAGAUUACUAGAAAAUAUAAAGCAUUAUUCAACGCUAAUUUCAUACCGUUAUUAAAUAAACUUAAUACGCUGAUUGAAUUUUGGAAAACACUUCCCUUAUCAUUAUUAGGUAGAAUAAAUGCAAUAAAAAUGAUCUUCCUACUACAAUUACUAUACCUAUUUCAGUCUAUACCGGUAUAUAUACCAAAAUAUAUAUAUUUUAAAUUAGACUCUAAUAUUACUAAUUAUAUUUGGGACUAUAGAUCACAUAGAAUCACAAACAAACACUUAUGUAAACCAAAAGAGGUCGGGGGACUUUCACUUCCGAAUUUUAUGUAUUAUUACUGGGCAGUGCAUUUUAAGAAUAUGAUUUAUUGGUUGGAUAGUUCUACCCAACAGAGAGAAUGGAUAAAAAUGGAGAAGGAGGAUUGCCAUCCUUGUAAUAUAGGAACGAUCCUCUUCUCCCCAAAAAAAUUGAAUAACACAAUAUAUAAGAAGAACCCAAUUAUAUAUGGUACAAUAAGAAUUUGGAAACAAAUAAAAUUAUAUUUAAAAUUAAGAAAUCUAUCAUUGUUAAUGCCAAUAGCGAAUAACCCUUUAUUUAAACCAUCUCUUAUUGAUAAGACAUAUAACCAAUGGGAAAGUCUCGGAAUUAGAAGGAUCGGGGAUAUGUAUGAAAUGGGAAACCUACUAUCAUUCCAACAAUUACAAUUAAAAUUUAAAUUGAAAAACAAACAAUAUUUUAAAUAUCUUCAGAUUUGCGAUUUGAAAAAAUAUAUACAAGGAUAUCAAAAAAUAACCUCUGAAGUAUUGGAAGAAGCAAUGAAUAUUGAAACUGACUCACAAAAAUUAAUAUCAUAUUUAUAUAAUAGUAUUCUAAAUAUAGACCUACCAUCGACAGAGGUACUUAGAGAAUAGUGGGAACAGGAACUAAUGAUAAAAAUCACGAAGGUUACAUGGGAAAAAUACUUGAUAUAUAUUCACAAAUGUUCAAUUAAUGUAAGACAUCAUCUAAUUCAAUUUAAAAUUGUACAUAGAUUAUAUUAUUCAAAAACAAGACUGAACAAAUUUUAUCCAAAUAUAUCCGCCACUUGUGAUAAAUGUCUAGCCCAAAAGGCAACUAUAACACACUCCUUAGUUUCCUGCAUAAAACUUUAUAGAAUUUGGAAUGAUAUUUUUGAAAUAUUUACAAAAUUAUUCAAGUCAAGAAUGGAACCUAAUACUGAAAUUAUUAUAUUUGGCGUAAUGGAAGAUGGGAAUAAAUUGAACACAUCUCAAAAUCUAUUCUUUAACUAUGGUUUAAUAAUAGCAAAUAAAUUAAUACUUACAUUUUGGAAGGGUACAUCAAUACCAACGCUUAAAAUGUGGAUUGCAAGUAUGUUAGACACAGCUCAUCUUGAGGAAAUGCGAUUCCUCCUAAUGGAUAAAUCAGACCAAUUCAUAAUGAGUUGGUCUUCAUUUGUCUUUUUUUUGGAAUCAUAUGGUGCAACACAAUUGUAAAAAUUAACUGUUUCAGGACUGGACGAGGGUUGGUCAAGAUUAUAAAUAAUGAUCUCCUUUUUUUAUUUUAUUUUCUUUUCUUUUUUCUAUUUUCUCUUUCUCAACUUUCUUCAUUUACUCGUUUUCUUUCUUCACACACUA
Messenger RNA from Leucoraja erinaceus (little skate), 3109 nucleotides. RefSeq lists its product as uncharacterized. The record is from RefSeq and is a predicted model, not a curated record. The transcript is spliced from 4 exons. Bases 1055 to 2386 code for a protein of 443 amino acids. NCBI's taxonomy places the organism in Eukaryota, Metazoa, Chordata, Chondrichthyes, Rajiformes, Rajidae.